UUAUUUUGAGACCUGGUUUGUCGCGCUGGGUAAAACUAGCGGAAUAUUUUGUCGUGUCUCUCCCGGUUUCCAGUCCCAGAUGACCCAGAAAUGUUCGCGUUUGGUCGACCUAUCGCUGACGUGUCGGAAAACGCCAGGAUACCCUUAAACAUGCUGCCUCCUGGGCAGGAGAGCACGGCCUGUUGGAGAUCUAAUGUAGACGAGGCCCUGGACACUGAAUUACACCAUGUAGCAGAGAGAGGGGAUGCAACAGAGGUUAAGAAGCUGUUGUCUACAGAAGACGGUCAGGCCAGUGUUAACAGGAGGAAUGAUUACGGCUGCAUGCCUCUACACCUGGCAGCUGCUCGGGGUCACGAAGAGGUCAUCAGACUACUGGUCAGGACGGAAGCAAAACUCAACUUCCCUGAUGUAAAGGCCCAGACACCUGUCCUGUUGGCUGUGAAAGGAAAACAUGUCGGAUGUGUGAGGAUCCUCCUGGAGGCUGGAGCCAACCCUAACGGCUGGCAGAAUUCUCUCUGUACACCGCUGUAUCAGGCUGCCCUUGAUGGUUGUCUGGAGAUAGUGAGGGAGCUGGUGACCCACGGGGCAGACGUGGACCUGUCCCACAUCAGGGUGGGGCUGUUCGUGUGUACACCACUGUAUGGAGCCAUCAUUCACAAGAGACUCGACUGCUUCAAGUUCCUUCUCUGUUCAGGUGCUAACCCAAACUACAACAAAAACAGGGUCCAGAAGCUGUUUCCUGGUCGGGCUGUGCAGUCUUUUUUUCAUGCAGUUGUGAAGCACAAGUGCCCCCCUGAGUAUGCCCACCUACUGAUGGAGUUUGGAGCGGACCUUUACCAGCGAGAUGAGAUGGAUAAAACAGCCGGCGAUCUCCACUUCAAAUCUGACACUGUUGACUAUAUAAAAGAGCUAGCUGCAACUCCUAAGACGUUGAAGACCACUUGUCGUCUCUUCAUCCGAGGAACUCUUGGGAGGGAAGAUGUCCACCGACUACCAGAGCUCCCACUUCCUACAAAACUGGUCCACUACCUCAUGUACAAACCUGAGUGUGGAGAGAUCUUAGAACUGCAAUUAGAGACCUAGUCUCUCAUGUACAAACCUGAGUGUGGAGAGAUUUGAGAACUGCAAUAAGAGACCUAAUCUCUCAUGUACAAAGCUGAGUGUGGAGAGAUCUUAGAACUGCAACUAGAGACCUAGUCUCUCAUAGAUUAUGCAAAUCUGAGUGUGGAGAAGUCUUAGAACAACUGCAGUUGGGGACCCAGUCUCCUAUGUGCAAACUUAAGUGCGGAGAAGUCUUAGAUGCAGUUGGGGAGUUAUAUUCUAAGCACUAUGCAAACCUGAGUAUGGGAAGGUUUAAUUCGCAAGGAGGUUAAAAAAGACCUGCUUUGUUUUAGAUAGAAAAAUAUGCUAUGUCUUAUUUAUGAAUUAGAAAUUAAAUACCCUUUUAACAGUCGUGAAACGUUUUAGUAAGGUUGUAUUUUCCAUUGUUCUGUCGUCAAUGUUGAACUGAAAUGAAAGCUACGCAAAAGAAAAGGUAUUUUUACAUUAGCUGUGACAAAGAAGACAAUAAAAUACAGCAAUUGUAUUAAAUUAAUUGUUCAUAUCAUUUUGUAAGUACUUUGACCCAUACUUCAUAUCAUG
This is a messenger RNA of Branchiostoma floridae (Florida lancelet), 1641 nucleotides long. RefSeq names its product ankyrin repeat and SOCS box protein 1-like. The record is from RefSeq and is a predicted model, not a curated record. Gene Ontology annotation, biological process: intracellular signal transduction. Gene Ontology annotation, molecular function: protein binding. The transcript has 8 exons. The coding region runs from base 91 to 1083 and encodes 330 amino acids. Lineage: Eukaryota; Metazoa; Chordata; Leptocardii; Amphioxiformes; Branchiostomatidae.